AGCACUCUAGAACAAGGCAGCCCGUGCUUUCUUGUGGAAAGCAAAAUGAUCUGGAAUUUCUUGUAGCUUUUCUUCAUAAUAACACGGCAAAGCACUCGGGUACAGAUGAUGCUUCGGUUGCGGAUUAUCCUGUGCUUCAUGGACACGCUGAUCCUCUCUCUGUACUCUGUCUCUGGGUUGCAGUAGGAAGAUGAACAAGUCUCCCAUUUUCCCCAAAGAUGAACAUGGGAACUGCGGCGAGCUUGGUUAUGAUCUCCAAUUGGACUUCUCAAAGUUCCUGGAAGAAGCAAGAAAUCAUGCUAGCAAUAUCCUCUCACUUCCACAAUCCGACUCGCUCGAGAAGGUGAGAAUGAAAGAUACAAAGAAGAAGAAGAAGACAUGGCCAAGAUCUGUAUCCUUCUGGUUUAAGUUUGGAAAAAGUGCAGGAGAAGAAGUAACAUCCAAAACCAAUAAUACGCUGAAGGACUCCUCCUCCUCCUCCUCCUCCUCCUCCAAUCCUUUGGAUGCAGAUCACAGACCAUUGUCGGGUCGGAUAUUUGGAAAUGGAAGUAAAUUUUCUCAGCUUCAUCGAAGAAUUCGACAAUCUACUUCAGGACCUCUUGCUUGUUGCUUCACUCCUACAAGAGCAGAAGAGACUGAGGUGCCUUACAGAUUCUUGGACCACCAAAACCAUCCUUUGAGAGCUCAGGCUUUUGGUCCGAUUUACCUGGUAACAUGAGCCAUGGAUCUUGAAUGGUGUUACUGAUAGAUUAAACCUUUACCACGGAGAAUUUUGCCACCA
Messenger RNA from Musa acuminata AAA Group (dessert banana), 781 nucleotides. RefSeq lists its product as uncharacterized. The coding region runs from base 191 to 718 and encodes 175 amino acids. The record is from RefSeq and is a predicted model, not a curated record. Lineage: Eukaryota; Viridiplantae; Streptophyta; Magnoliopsida; Zingiberales; Musaceae. The transcript has 2 exons.